Messenger RNA from Corvus hawaiiensis (hawaiian crow), 4694 nucleotides. RefSeq names its product pleckstrin (gene PLEK). The record is from RefSeq and is a predicted model, not a curated record. Bases 2409 to 3470 code for a protein of 353 amino acids. Lineage: Eukaryota; Metazoa; Chordata; Aves; Passeriformes; Corvidae. Gene Ontology annotation, biological process: intracellular signal transduction; actin cytoskeleton organization. The transcript has 12 exons. Gene Ontology annotation, cellular component: plasma membrane.
AUCACCCCGCCCCAUAUCCCGGUUUGGGGGACAUUUGCAGCUGCUCAAAUUGCAGCCGGUUUCCAGGGAGUUAAUCCGGCCCCGAUUACUGCAGCCUUAAUCCCGCGGUUCGUCCCGGAGGAAAGGAGAGAGGCCCGGCCCAGGCGCCGCCGUUCAGCACCACGGGCGCGGACAGCGGCGCGGGGAGGGUACGCCCCGCGGGCUCCUCCGCGGGAUCCCGGCCGAGGGGAGCCCUGCUGAUCACCCCCCAGACCCCCUCACACGGGAAACGCCUCCCGAGGGUUGAUUGAGCCCUCUGGGGUAGGCUGAAACAUCUGUGUGGCGGCACGGAGGAGCCAGAGCUGCCCGAGAGGGAGGGGAGGGCGGACAGCAAAGACGUGGUUUUCUGGCUCUUCUCUCUCCCUGUGCAGCAAAAGGCUUUGUUGAGUCACCACGCCUGGACUGAGGGUCACUUUCUUGCUCCCUGAGGUCAACAGUUAACAUCAGUAGGCCAAGGCUUCUCUUGGGAUUUUUUUAAUCACUUCAUUGCAAUCCUCUUAUUUGAAUAGAAAAAAAACCCACACACUGUAAUUGCACUAUAAGAUCAGAAUCUCACAUCUUUAAGUCUAAUACUACUCUUUACAUAUGGCUGGUGCUGUUUGUUCAAGAACAAAGAUCUUUGAAACUGAACAAUAUACCGUAAUUCAACUCUCAGUGUCUCUCAUUCCCAUCUAACUGAGACUGCUUUAACCCAGGCAGGGAUCAAAAUACCUGAAGGAAGAAAGAGUUGGUCUGCUUUUGCCAGGAGCACAGAGUAAACCUGCUGACAUUUACAAGAUUCAAAGCUAAGUAAAUCAUCAUAGACUUAGGACAAAGUCCUAUUUCUUCCAAGCCACAGCAGCAAUUUACUUCUGGGAACAAAAAGAUAAAGUUGUGUUGAUUCCCCCAUUCUCUACACCUACAUUUGAGGGGUGGGACUACAAUAUAUAAUGUCUUUGUAAACUGUAAAACUGUUUUUCUGGUUUUUUGUUUGUUUAUUUGGGAUGGGGGAGGUUGUUUAGUUUUGUGUGUGUUUUGGUUUGGUUUUUUUCAGUCCCCCAAAUCUACUUUUCAUUCCGCUGGCAGCUGAGGCUUCCCAGUCCGUUGUGUGGAGUCAGCAAGGAACUUGUAUUCUGAAGUACCAAAAAUAAAGCAGAAUUUUCUGAAGAAAUACAGCAGCAAAUUCUCCUGUACAAGAACAGUAAACUGAGCUAAGAUAUCCAGCUCUGCUGCAGAUUGUGAUAUUGUAACAAAUUCAGCUCAUCCAACAUCAUGCACCUUUAUCUACUUGAGAUAGAAAUGGAGAUGAUAAAGUAAGUUAUAGCAGAUUUCCACAUUGCAGGUUACUUUCUCUUUCUGACAAAGCUCUUCCUCCCCUUCAUGGAGAGGUAGCAGAAAUACAGCUCUUCCUCUCUCUUAUGCCUGGUGCUGCUCUUUAGGAAUGGCUGGACAAAGAAGACCUGCAUCCACAGUCCACACUGUCCCUUGCACCUGCCACAGCCACUUUGUGUUUAAGGACCAUUUUGCCUCACAUGAAUGAUUCAGCUAUAUCAGCAUGUUUCUGCCCAGGGGGAGAUGAAGUGCUGAUUUCCCCAGGAUGGUGUGUGAUAAAUUAAACCAAACUUCAGCAUUAAAGAAAAGGAUUGUUUCAGACUUGCACAGUGGAAGGACAAAAGGACCAGCUGAGCUUUGAAGAUGAAAUAGAAACAAUACACAGAAGUGUUAUAGAAGUGGUUGCCUUCAGCUAACAUUGGAUGGAAGUUAUUUUUUCUUUUGACACUGAGUAGCAUAAGUAGUAACGGUAAAUUCUGGAGCCUUUGGCUAGGUGCCACUGUGUUUAGAUUUACAUUUCAUCCCUCCAAAGGCUUUUCAUGCAGAGGGCGCAUCCUCGUUAACCAAGUGAGAGUCCUCUACCUUCCUGCCAGAUUCCACAUUGUUGCCCACUGGGAGCCAGACUUGGAAGGCGGGGUGAAGUGGAAGCACUGAUGCAUUAGAAACCUGUCUCUGAAAUCAUUUGGCAUGCACCAGGCAGCAGCACAGUGCCCUGUUUGUUGUUUUGGUACAGUUCAUGUAUUUGCAGAGCGGGCCCAAUUUCUUGUGACUGAGCACUAAAGUGCUAAUUUAAUUUCCCAGGAUUCCGUCAUCAAGGCUGGCUGUAUUUGAUACGAUGAAGUGUUUUGUCAGGCUGUUGCCUGUGCUGUCAGAGGCAGACAUGUGCUUCUGCACUUCCCUAUCUUUCACUCUUGAAGAGGAAAUGGGCUUGCAAUUAGCAUUCAGAGGAACUUGUGAAAUGACACAGCUGUACUGUAAAAACACCAUCCCACAGACUUUGCUGCCAGAGGAACUCAACAGCCAGCACUGAUAGACCCGAGAGCAGGAUUGUCCAAGCCAUGGAGCGAGAACCGAUGCGCAUAAGGGAGGGCUACUUGGUUAAGAAGGGCAGCAUGUUUAAUACCUGGAAGCCAAUGUGGGUUGUGCUCUUAGAAGAUGGAAUUGAAUUCUACAAGCGGAAGGCUGAUAACAGUCCCAAAGGGAUGAUCCCACUAAAAGGAAGCUCUAUUCACAGCCCAUGCCAAGAUUUUGGCAAAAGAAUGUUUGUCUUCAGGCUCACUGUGGCCAAGCAGCAGGACCAUUUUUUUCAAGCUGCCUACCUGGAGGAGAGAGAUGCCUGGGUGCGGGAUAUCAAGAAAGCAAUUCAUCAUAUAGAUGGAGGCCAAAGGUUUGCCAGAAAAUCCACAAGAAAGUCUAUCAGAUUGCCUGAAACAAUCAAUCUGAGUGCUUUGUAUCUCUCAAUGAAAGAUCCUGAAAAGGGAAUAAAGGAGUUGAAGCUGGAAAAAGAUAAAAGAGUGUUCAAUCACUGCUUUACAGGCACCUGUGUGAUUGACUGGCUGGUGUCCAGCAGCUCCAUCCGAAAUCGCAAAGAAGGUCUCCUGCUUGCCUCUUCCCUCUUGAGUGAAGGCUACCUACAACCUGCUGGGGAUACGUCCAAGGCUGCUGCCGAGGGACUGUCAGACACCAGCUUCUUAGAUCUCAGUGAUGCCUACUAUUACUUUCCAGAUAGUGGAUUUUUCUGUGAGGGAUAUUCCAGUGAUGAUGAUGUGGUCCUAAAAGAAGAAUUCAGAGGCACAAUUGUCAAACAAGGAUGUUUGCUGAAACAGGGACAUCGGAGGAAGAACUGGAAAGUGAGAAAGUUCGUUUUAAGAGAUGAUCCUGCAUAUCUGCACUAUUACGAUCCUGCUGGAGGAGAAGAACCACUGGGAGCAAUUCACUUGAGAGGCUGUGUGGUGACAGCAGUGGAAGAUAUGCCAGACACCAAGAAGUAUGAUGCUGACAACAUCCUCUUUGAAAUCAUCACAGCAAAUGAAAUCCACUAUUACUUGCAAGCAGCCUCAUCCACAGAGCGUACAGAGUGGAUCAAAGCAAUCCAGUCAGUUGCUAGGACUGGUAAAUGAAGAUGAUCUUCUAAUAAGAAGACUAACAAAUUAAAUUAGUUAUUCAAAACAGAAUUUAGCAUUUCACCAAGAGAAAGUAGUAUCAUCCCAAAUGUGUGUUGGGGGGAUGAGGACUGGUUGGAAGUUUCAAUUCUAUAGUGAGUACUAACAAACUAACAUUUUUCCACUUGUGUUAUGGUAAUAUUUUACUAAAUUAUAACAUAGAACAUGCCAUAUUAGUGUUUUGCUUAGAGUAAUCAGUCUAGCUUGAGAAGGUUGUACCUGUUACCACAGCUGAUAGUGGGAAUCUCACCAUUAACAGGGGACAGGGUCAUACCACUGACAGAGAGGACCUCAAUUAAUCACCCUCUUCAACCUGUGAUGUGUUUCAGGAUUUUCGUGUAUUUCAAUCUUCUCCAGACAAGUUUUACACUUUCUUCUUUACCAGAUCUUGUUGCUGCUUGUUCACUUAUACAAAUAAUGCCAUAGAUUUAAGGAAAAAAAGUUAACUCACUUCGAAACCUGAUCCAUUCCUUUAUAAUCUGUCAGCAUUAAGAGAGGAAAGAAUGCAGACAACUAUGGAAACACCAUGUGGAACCAAGUGCAACUCCAUGACAGCAGUAUGAGGAAAAGUCUCUUUCCACAGUAUUUCAAAGACAAAGCAAUCUCGCUUCAAACUCUGUAUCACCCAAUUUUAACUCUUGCUAAAUUUCUCCACAAGAAUCUGCCCUUGGACCAUUGUUUCCCUUUAUUUAGGUCUACAAAGCAGAUGCUGGGUUGUCAGGUACUGUACACUAUUUGAAUUAAGAAUCUUGCAGGAGAGGGGAAAGGAUGCAUGGGUUGCUUGCUUGAACUAUUGAUUGAAGUAGUUUUGAUUAGGUUUUCCUUUUUUAACUUCCAGCACCAUACUCAGUCCUUGAUUCUGUGCCUUAGUAAUAUAAGAGAAACCUUGUGCUUGUAACUGAACUAAAUGUUUUUAUUUAAUAGGGUCAAUUCACCUGAUUAAUCCUUGCAUUUUUUUCUGACCAUAUAUCAAACAAACUUCUAAGUCUUAAACUCUGGAGCUGAAAAUCAAGUUACUGGCAGAUCCUGCAUGUAGACUGUUCCUGGUACAGACUGAUGUUUGAGUGCAAGUAAACUUCAAAACCUUUAAAACUCUGUUCAUAGAUCUCAUAAGGUCCCUUAUCCAUACAAAUUCUUACUGGGAUUUCUUCCAUCUUAAAAUAAAUGCAGAGCUAAAGCUUC